This is a messenger RNA of Entrophospora candida, 321 nucleotides long. The record is from the annotation of a GenBank genome assembly. NCBI's taxonomy places the organism in Eukaryota, Fungi, Glomeromycota, Glomeromycetes, Entrophosporales, Entrophosporaceae.
AUGAGCGAAAGAAAGGAAAAAAGAUCUAAACUAAGUGGGGGUUUAGUUUUAGUAAUUAGCAAUAACCUUCAAAAUGAAUUUGAUAAUCUUAUAACCAUUGCUACCUUAACCACCGAAGAUGUUGAUAAUAUUAGACCCUUUGAAGUUUUUGUGGAAAGCACCCCUGAAACCGGUCUAGACUACCCAAGUAAAAUUCUGACUGGCUAUGCUUUUGCUGUUUAUAAAGAGUUACGUUUAGUUAAAAAGUUAGGAAAAGUUAAUAAAGAAACAAUGAAAAAGGUAAAAAAUGCCUUGAAAAUAACUUUUGAACUAGAAGAUUAA